AUGAAGUAUUUGACGAAGAAGGUGGGAGUAGAGGAGGAGAAGGAGUUGGCGAGAGAUAAGGUGGCUUCCUCAGCACUUGGAUGCCCCGAGGGCGCGGCUUGGGGACCAAGUCCCCAUCGUCCGUCUGUCUUCCACUUCCCCUCUCUUCAACCAGUAGAUGGUGACACAUUAUCCCCAUCGCCAUCCCAACCUGCAGUUACCAGAGUGUGUGAUCCCUUACCUGGGGGUCACCAUGUCCGUGGAGAUGGUGGGGGCGGGGGUGGGGGUGGGGGUGGAGGUGGUGGAGGUGGAGGAGGAGGUGGAGGUGGGGAAUUGAAGGAGUUGAGUCAUGCAGACUUGGUCAUUGGACUUGGCACUCCAGAGCAGGAACCAGACAAUACUACUGCUGAUCUCCUCCAGCAUCUUGAUGAACCUGGAUUCCUGGACAUAUUUGCUGAUUUCGAUGAAAAGGUCGAGGACUGUACGUUCCUAAGCCCCGGUCUGAAUUCUUGCUCUCGACUUGUGAAGAGGAAGAUCUCAGCCAAUGGAUCACCAACAGCCAUUAGACUCCUCCAUUCCUCAUCAAGUGUGUCCUCAGCCACAACCACAGCUACAACCACCACUUCUAUUUUUUCUGACUCCUCUAUCACCCCCCUUAAGGUGGAGUCGGUGGACGUGGACGGAGACCCGCUUCUGGAGUCGACGACGGACGGGUGCGACCAGGUGACCAGCAGCAGCCGGGAUCGGGUGGUAGGUCGGUCGUCGUCGUCCUCGCUGCCCCUGUUGAAGAGCUGCCUCAUGGACUCCGGUCGAGCCCUGUCGACCGAGAUCAACCCCAUGACGAUGAAGCAGGAACUGUCUUUCGACUCCUGCGUGAAGCAGGAACCUGAUGAGCAGCCGUCGCCCGACUCCAGCAGAGAUGAGGCGACGGUCGGCCAGAUGUGA
This is a messenger RNA of Darwinula stevensoni, 924 nucleotides long. Lineage: Eukaryota; Metazoa; Arthropoda; Ostracoda; Podocopida; Darwinulidae. The record is from the annotation of a GenBank genome assembly.